GACGCCACGCCCCUACAGGAGGAAAGGAUGGAGUGUGUGUGUCUGUGUGUGGGGAUGUGUGUUUAGGAAUAAACUUGGAGAGGAUGGGGCGACAGGGAUGGGUUUCCGGGCUGAGAAAUAGGAACACUGUGGGGCUGCUGCAAGCAGGACUUGGGCCUUAAACAUUCCAGGAGAGUGUUCUCUGGAGUAGCCCCGGGAAGGACUUUAACAGAGGUUGGGAAUUACAUCUCUGGCACAGUUUUGCAAGCGGAGGGGGAGCUUAGUCGAAGGAAAAGGAGCAAAGAAUGCAUGUAGAAGAUGCCAACAUCUCGGUCUGGAAAGGAUUCAUUAACUAGUUUAGUUGAAGAGGGCUGGUGGACUAAAACACUUAGCACCCUAAGAAGCUUGGGAGAUUCGAUUAUUAUGUUGCGCUUUAGACAGGCGGGCAGGAGAAAGGGCGUUCUUUUCUCGAUUUCUUCAAGACAGUCUCCGGUUACUUUUCUGUGGCGAGAAUGGGUUAACACGAAAAUCUGCCACCUGGGCCAUGCCGCUUCUAAGGCCUGUUUCUUAUGAACCUCUGCAGAAGACAGAUGGGCCAGUUCUCACAGUGGAUAACUUCCCCUGCCUGAGCAAGAGAUGGGAUAGUAUCCGGGAUCUGUCCAUCACCAGACUCUGAGCUUAAUAAGGCAGCUGAAUGAAGGGAGGUAACGGACCCCUGAGAGGGGCACUGAAGUCUGCAGUGGGGGGGGAGGGGCCUGGACACACCCCUUCCCCCCCAGACUCCUCCCCGUCAGGGUCAGCUCAGCCAUGGACUUUGGACCUGGAUAAGAAGAGAGAAGCUGCACUUUGGUGGAUCUGAUUUGGGAUUAUCGGUUUUGAAAAUGGAGUGUUGAAUGGGGGUUUGAUGAUCUCCUGGGGAGCAACUGAGACAAGAGGAAAGGUGCAUGGCUGCUUCCUAAUCCCAUAGUCCAGAGGAAGCAUCCCUAGGACUGCAGGCAAGGGAGCCGGGCAAGCCCCGGGCAGCCUUGAACCCUCCCCUUGCCUGCCCUCCCCCGUGGGGGCCAGGAUGCUGAAGAAGCAGUCUGCAGGGCUUGUGCUGUGGGGCGCUAUCCUCUUUGUGGCCUGGAAUGCCCUGCUGCUCCUUUUCUUCUGGACACGCCCAGCACCUGGCAGGCCACCCUCGGUCAGUGCUCUGGAUGACGACCCUGCCAGCCUCACCCGGGAAGUGAUUCGCCUGGCCCAAGACGCCGAGGUGGAGCUGGAGCGGCAGCGUGGGCUGCUGCAGCAGAUCGGGGAUGCCCUGUGGAGCCAGCGGGGGAGGGUGCCCACAGCGGCCCCUCCCGCCCAGCCGCACGUGCCUGUGACCCCAGCGCCAGCGGUGAUUCCCAUCCUGGUCAUUGCCUGUGACCGCAGCACUGUUCGGCGCUGCCUGGACAAGCUGCUGCAUUACCGGCCCUCGGCUGAGCUCUUCCCCAUCAUCGUUAGCCAGGACUGUGGGCAUGAGGAGACGGCCCAGGCCAUCGCCUCCUACGGCGGCGCCGUCACGCACAUCCGGCAGCCCGACCUGAGCAGCAUCGCGGUGCCGCCGGACCACCGCAAGUUCCAGGGCUACUACAAGAUCGCGCGGCACUACCGCUGGGCGCUGGGCCAGGUCUUCCACCAGUUCCGCUUCCCCGCAGCCGUGGUGGUGGAGGAUGACCUGGAGGUGGCCCCGGACUUCUUCGAGUACUUUCAGGCCACCUAUCCGCUGCUGAAGGCCGACCCCUCCCUCUGGUGCGUCUCGGCCUGGAACGACAACGGCAAGGAGCAGAUGGUGGACGCCGGCAAGCCCGAGCUGCUCUACCGCACCGACUUUUUUCCUGGCCUGGGCUGGCUGCUGCUGGCCGAGCUCUGGGCUGAGCUGGAGCCCAAGUGGCCAAAGGCCUUCUGGGACGACUGGAUGCGCCGGCCGGAGCAGCGGAAGGGGCGGGCCUGCAUCCGCCCCGAAAUCUCCAGAACGAUGACCUUUGGCCGCAAGGGUGUGAGCCACGGGCAGUUCUUUGACCAGCACCUCAAGUUUAUCAAGCUGAACCAGCAGUUUGUGCACUUCACCCAGCUGGACCUGUCCUACCUGCAGCGGGAGGCCUAUGACCGGGAUUUCCUCGCCCGCGUCUAUGGGGCUCCCCAGCUGCAGGUGGAGAAAGUGAGGACCAAUGAUCGCAAGGAGCUGGGGGAGGUGCGGGUGCAGUACACCGGCAGGGACAGCUUCAAGGCCUUCGCCAAGGCUCUGGGUGUCAUGGAUGACCUUAAGUCGGGGGUUCCGAGAGCUGGUUACCGGGGUAUUGUCACCUUCCAGUUCCGGGGCCGCCGUGUCCACCUGGCGCCCCCGCCGACGUGGGAGGGCUAUGAUCCUAGCUGGAAUUAGCCUGUCCUUCCUGGGCCCCUCCUUGCCACAUCAUGAGCUGAGGUGGGACCACAGUCCCCAGGCUGCAUCGGCCUGCCUGUGUUUCCCUCUUAGGUGCAUUUAUCUUUUUGAUUUUUCCGAGUGGCAUUUAAGUGCACAAAUGAUAAGGUGAGGAUUAUUCUCCCGUUCUCAAGGGAGUCAGAUCAGGGGAACUAUUCUAGGGUGUGUUGCGGGGUAUUAAGCAGGAAACCACUGUGUGGUAGGGGGACACUGGGCAUGUUGAGGCCAGAAAUGUCCAAGUCCUGAGUUUUCUCCUGGAGCAUGUGCAGAGAGUUUGGCAACGUUUGCUCUCUCUCCCUGACCUGGCUUUUCCAGCCAGGGCAUGAGGCCUCCUUCUAUACCUGUUCCCUUUCCCCCAGUGGGGCUGGGUUAUGGGAGAAGGGGACAUAUUUGUGGCCAAAAUGAUACUAACCAAAGGGGCUGCCUUGUCAGGGCCUGGUGGAGUUGGUGGGUCAUUGGGGCUCACUGCCUCCUGUCCUUCUCUCCUGUCUCUGACCCCCACAGCCCUUCUCUCCCUGCAGCCUAGCAGUUUAUCGUUCUGAGAUGGAAAGUUGAAGGGGGCAAGCAAGACCUCUCCUCAGCCCAUGCCCAGCUGUCAGGGGAGAGGUGCAGGGAGGAAGGCCUUGUGCUGGGCCAGCCCCUCUCUUGCCUUACCUCAGAGAGGGACUAUGCCCUGACCCUUCCUUUCUGAAAAUCAGUCCCCUCUCUGUUGCUCUAGGAGGCUCCUGCUGGCUUGGUAGAAGACAGAAUUCAAUCCGUGUGUCCCUUUUCCCUCUGGGGUUUGGCACACAGGCUCCUCCCUGCAGGCUGUGGCUCUGGUGGCCUUUCAGCAUGAGGUGGAGCAGUGACCAGAUGGAGCAGUGACCAGGACGCCUCUGGCCCAGUGCUGCCCAGCCUCCCUGCCCACUCCCAGGCGCCCCAUGUCCUCACAGGCCAGGAUGCCAUGCAGGGUGGAGAGGACUUGGUGGAUUUUUGUUUCUUGCCUGACCUCAGUUUCAUGAAAGAAAGUGGAAGCUACAGAAUUAUUUUCUAAAAUAAAGUAAAGGCUGAAUUGUCUGAAAAAUA
Piliocolobus tephrosceles (Ugandan red Colobus) is the source of this 3487-nucleotide messenger RNA. It is a transcript of the gene MGAT1, whose product is annotated as alpha-1,3-mannosyl-glycoprotein 2-beta-N-acetylglucosaminyltransferase. The record is from RefSeq and is a predicted model, not a curated record. Gene Ontology annotation, biological process: protein N-linked glycosylation. Gene Ontology annotation, molecular function: alpha-1,3-mannosylglycoprotein 2-beta-N-acetylglucosaminyltransferase activity. Bases 1046 to 2383 code for a protein of 445 amino acids. Gene Ontology annotation, cellular component: Golgi apparatus. NCBI's taxonomy places the organism in Eukaryota, Metazoa, Chordata, Mammalia, Primates, Cercopithecidae. The transcript has 3 exons.